Trachemys scripta elegans is the source of this 2577-nucleotide messenger RNA. RefSeq names its product bleomycin hydrolase (gene BLMH). NCBI's taxonomy places the organism in Eukaryota, Metazoa, Chordata, Testudines, Emydidae. The transcript has 12 exons. The record is from RefSeq and is a predicted model, not a curated record. The coding region runs from base 142 to 1509 and encodes 455 amino acids. Gene Ontology annotation, cellular component: cytoplasm. Gene Ontology annotation, molecular function: cysteine-type aminopeptidase activity. Gene Ontology annotation, biological process: proteolysis; L-homocysteine catabolic process; response to toxic substance.
UGUCCCUCUGCCCGCGCCGUCCUCCCGCCCGCUCGCCGGCUUUGGCUGCACUUCCUACUUCCGGUGCCGGGGCUAUAAGAGCCCCUUCCGUCCCCGCGCCCGGCCCGCUUCUGCCCGGAACCCGCCGCCACCGAUCCUGCCAUGAACGCCCCGGGGCUCAGCUUGGAAAAGAUCGCGGCUUUCACCAAAAAACUGGCGUCAGAGCCGCAGUUCUUGCUGGCCCGAAAUGUUGCAACCACCACUGACCCACUGGAGGUGUGUCUCGACCGGCAAGUGGUGCAGGAGACGGUGCACGUGUUCCAGCAUACCGUGCCUGCAGAAGGCAAGCCAGUCACUAACCAGAAAAACUCAGGGAGAUGCUGGAUCUUUUCAUGUCUGAAUGUGAUGCGUCUUCCUGUCAUGAAGAAGUUUAACAUUGAAGAGUUUGAGUUUAGCCAAGCAUAUCUCUUCUACUGGGAUAAGAUCGAACGCUGCUACUAUUUUUUAAAUGCCUUUGUGGAAACAGCUCAGAAAAAUGAGCCUGUAGAAGACCGGCUGACACAGUUCCUGCUUUCCAACCCCACCAAUGAUGGAGGACAGUGGGAUAUGCUGGUUAAUAUUAUUGAAAAACAUGGCGUUAUCCCCAAGAAAAAUUUCCCUGAGUCUCACACCACAGAGGCCUCCAGGAGGAUGAAUGAGAUUUUGAAUCAUAAGAUGAGGGAGUACUGUGUGCGGCUAAGAAACAUGGUAGCAAGUGGGUCAACUAAGGAAGAGCUCACUGCUGCAAAGGACACUAUGAUAGAGGAGGUAUUCAGAAUAGUGAACACCUGUUUGGGGAACCCUCCUGAGACCUUCUCCUGGGAGUUCCGAGAUAAGGAGAAGAACUACCACAAGAUUGGCCCUAUGACACCACUGCAGUUCUAUCAGGAACACAUCAAACCCCUCUUCAACAUGGAAGACAAGAUUUGUCUAGUGAAUGAUCCUCGACCCCAGAACCAGUACAACAAGCUAUACACCGUAGCGUACCUGGGCAACCUGGUGGGAGGAAGAAAAACCCUUUACAACAACCAGCCUGUUGAUCUGUUGAAGAAGCUGGCUGCAGCUUCUAUUAAAGAUGGCGAGGCAGUGUGGUUCGGCUGCGAUGUUGGAAAAUACUUCCAUAGCAAGCUGGGCAUCAUUGACCUGAAUGUGUUUGAUCAUGAGCUGGUGUUCGGUGUCUCCGUCAAGAACAUGAACAAAGCAGAACGAUUAAUCUUUGGAGAAUCAAUGAUGACCCAUGCCAUGGUCCUCACUGCCUUCACGGAGAAGGAUGGGCAAGAAGGAUCCAUUGAGAAAUGGAAGGUGGAGAACUCCUGGGGUGAAGACCGUGGUAUUAAAGGUUACCUGAUCAUGUCUGAUGACUGGUUUUCAGAGUAUGUGUACGAAGUGGUGGUGGAUAAGAAAUACGUGCCAGAAGACAUCUUAGCAGUGAUGCAGCAGGAACCCAUUGUCUUGCCAGCAUGGGACCCCAUGGGUGCAUUAGCCAAGUGAACUGCACAGUACUUGUCUCCUAAUGGUCAACCAGAAGUAGAUGUGAUAGAGAAUCCCAGAGAUUGGAAGCCAUAGCCAGAUGAUGAGACCAAGCACACAGCUUGGUCCAUAAUCUUUAAAUGUAUGUGAAGAAUCUUUUUGGGAAAUAGCGCUUUACUGAAUGGCUGAAUAAAAAAGCUGUCAGGCUAUUCUGUGUGUGCGCACACACAAAAUUUACCCACCUCAUCAUGAUACUGUAUAAUAAGUGCUUUCAAUGUCCGUUUGAGUUUUUACCUUUUUUAAUAAUGAACAUAACUCUGUAAAACUGUUUUGACCAGUGCUUUCCAUAGGAGAGGGGGUUGUAAAUGGCCAUAUUUUAGGCUAAUUAGCUGAGUGAUAUUAGGAAAAAUACAGCAAAAUGUUUAUAAGAAGUCUUUCACGUUUUUAUUUGUACUAUAAAAGUAUCCAGAUUCAGUAUUGGCUUAAUUUUGUUUCUAGGGAGCUAUUCACAUUUUUGGUUUUCUGCAUAAUAGGAGUUGGUCUUAAGGAGGUAGGUCUACAGCGAUGGUUCCAUUUUCUUCUAGUAAUUUUUCCAAAACUGUUUCCUAUUCCAGCAGCAUUGAGCCUUUGUACUUAGCCUGACUUACUUUGAUAGGGAAGAGCAGAAAGUAUGACGGACUGAUUCGGGCGUGAGUCAAUCUGUACUCACAGGAGCGUUAUUUUUCAAUAAGAUUAGCAAGGACAACCGUAAUAAAUAUGAUCACAGGCAAAGUUAAAGAAUAUGGUGCUCUAGCACAGUGGUCUCCAAACUUUUUUGAUCGUGCACCCCAUCAGUAAAAAAUUUUGAGCACUCACCCCCGUCCGAACGGCUGAAGCGCCAAAAAAAAAAAAGCCACCCGAACUGCCAAAGCACUGCUCCUGCCACGCACCCCGAAGGAUCCUCUUGGGCACCCCCUGGGGUGUGCACAUCCCACUUUGGAAACCACUGCUCUAGCAAAACUGGAUUUUUAAUUACUGCAUUUUAUUUGGACAUCUUAAAACUAGAUGGUGCUAUGAUGCUUUUAAAUAAAACACUUUCUGGAGUUAUGG